GGAAAAGUUGACCUUCAGAACGGCUAACCUUACAUUACAAGAUCUGUUUCUAGGGCACUAAAAGAUGACGAAAGAAAAGCCAGGUUUCUUAACUCCGAAGGCUAUAUCCAACAGAAUCAAAUCCAAGGGACUUCAGAAGUUGCGGUGGUACUGUCAGAUGUGUCAAAAACAAUGUAGAGACGAAAAUGGUUAUAAAUGCCAUACAAUGUCUGAGUCUCACCACAGACAAAUGAAGCUCUUCGCUGAAGAUGGUGGAAAGUUCAUUAGUAGUUUUUCCUCCGAGUUUUUGAAAGGAUACCUUGAUAUAUUGCGUCGGCAGUUCGGUGGGAAACGCGUGCAUUCUAAUGUUGUUUAUCAAGAAUAUAUCAAAGACAAAGAACAUGUACACAUGAAUGCAACAAGAUGGCAUACACUUACUGGGUUAUGCAUGUGGCUUGGUAAACAGGGAAUUUGCAAGGUAGAUGAGACUGAGAAAGGGUGGUUUAUCGAAUACAUUGAUCGUGAUCCAGAAAAGUUGAAAAAACAAGAGCAGAGUGAGCGUCUGGAAAAAACAGAAGAUGAAAUCAAUAAACAGUUUCUUGAGCGUCAAAUCGAACACAAUAUCAGCAAAGUUGAACAAGUAGAAGGUCCUUUGUAUACUCCUCUCAUCCGCCCCAAUGAAGAUGAACCAAUUAAAUUGGAGAUCUCUUUGUCCCAGAAAAAGCCACCUGUUCAGACAGCAAGCACAGAGACUGACCCCUCUCAAGGUCCCUCAUCGGAAAAACCUCAAAGUCUGAUGACGUUAGGCCCGAAAAAGGAGAAGACUGUAAAUCCACUCUUAAUCGCUGAGAAAAAAGCACGUGAAGAAAAGUCAAAGUCCAGUUCUGAAAAAAAACAAGAUGCACGUACCACAACAGCUUCUGCGGUUCGUCGACGUGCCUUGGAUGAGCUGAUGGAAAAAGAAGAAGCCUUUAAAGACAAGAGAAACCGAAGGGAUUACUGGAUGACAGAAGGAAUUGAAGUAAAGCUAAUUAACCGCAAACUUCCUGACGACCUACGUUGGAGGCAUGCUACAGUUGUAAAGAUGCUCGAUAAUUACACGGCUAUCGUACGGACAGUGGAGUGUCACACAAAAAUCAAAGUAGAUCAAAACCAUGUUCAAACAGUUAUUCCUGAACCAUUAUCAACAGUUCUUAUUGUUAAUGGUGCUUAUCGAGGAGAGUACGCUACGUUAGAGCAAGUUUUUAAAGAAAAGAAUACAUGUGAAAUAACAGUGAUGACUGGUCUGUGUAUGGGUCGUUUGGUCAAAAAUGUUUCUUUGGAUGACAUUUGCAAAUUGUCAGAAGCAAGACAGGAACAGUAGGAUUAUUUUCAUUUGCCUUUAGCUAUACAGACUUUUGUUGUUCAUUUAUAAUAUGUACAGUAUUUCCCAAAUAACAAUCAGAUAUACACUUCUUCUCUUUCAUGUUAUUAUUUUUGAGCAUUUUUAAAAUGAAAAACCAGGUUCUUGUUAUCAUAAAAAAAUCAUUUUAGAGGAGUUGUGGUGGAUAUUAAUUCGUCCAUCUGAAAAUUUUUAUUAAAGUAUCUAGUGAAG
Molecule: messenger RNA, 1573 nt
Organism: Schistosoma turkestanicum
Lineage: Eukaryota; Metazoa; Platyhelminthes; Trematoda; Strigeidida; Schistosomatidae
Source: the annotation of a GenBank genome assembly